GCUCAGCUAGGGUCCGCGUGCACGCCGCAGCCUAGCAACGGCCGCGCGCCCUCCUGACUGGGCGGUAAAUAUCCGGUAAGUGCAGCCGCAGGCACGGACAAGGCGGAUUCUCGCGGCGCGUUUCUCACUCUGGAGAUGGCGUCAGUAAACGACUCGCGUCUGCUGCAGCAGCCUUCUCAAAAGGACGCAGCUGAUCAGAACUUUGAUUAUAUGUUUAAGCUCCUAAUUAUUGGCAACAGCAGCGUGGGCAAAACCAGCUUCCUUUUUCGAUAUGCUGAUGACUCUUUCACCUCAGCCUUCGUCAGCACCGUAGGCAUUGACUUCAAGGUUAAAACUGUCUUCCGCAACAACAAGCGGAUCAAGCUACAGAUCUGGGACACAGCAGGACAGGAGCGCUACCGAACCAUCACUACAGCAUAUUAUAGAGGAGCCAUGGGCUUCCUACUAAUGUAUGAUGUUACCAACCAGGACUCAUAUAAUGCUGUACAGGACUGGGCUACCCAGAUUAAGACAUACUCAUGGGACAAUGCACAAGUGAUUCUGGUGGGUAAUAAGUGUGACCUAGAGGAUGACCGGAUUAUUCCAACCGAAGACAGCCAGAGACUAGCUGAUGAACUAGGAUUCCAGUUUUUUGAGGCCAGCGCUAAAGACAACAUCAACGUGAAGCAGGUGUUUGAGCGGUUAGUGGAUGUAAUCUGUGAGAAAAUGAACGAAACUAUGGAAGGAGAUGGUGGUCCACUCGGCAACCUGAAAGACUCCAACCUGCAAGACUCUUCUAGUGAAGGACAUAGCAGCUGUGCCUGUUAAAAUACAAACCCCACAGCAUUUUACUUCCAUUCCACUCUACAAACUGCAGCCUUGUUUCUGUCCCCCUGCCACACACCCAUCUGUGGAGACUUCAGACUAGCUGUCUGACCAAGACUUACUCUUGUGGAUUAAGAUGUGUUCUGUAAACCUUUCCUGCAUUUUUUUCGGUAUUUGUAAAUCCAGUAUUCUAACUCAAAUGUAUCUGGCUUAACUUGGUUAAAGUAUAUAGUCUUUUCGUGCAUGAUGGCUCUAAGCUUUUCUGCCAACAGAAAAAGGAUGUUUGUGAUUUUGCCAUGCAUGACAUCAAGGUAGGUAGAAGCAUUUUCUUUGAACUCGAACUAAUGCGCACAGUAUCUUAAAUCACAUAAAAUCUUCUUCGCCUUGUUGCAGCUUUUUUUUUUUUUUUUUACUCCACUGCACUAAGAAUUGCACAGGCUGAUAGAGGUCUGUGCGUUAGCAGUUUACAGAGAUAAACAUCCGUCCAUCCACACCCAUCCAUUCCCUCUAGCCCUUGUUGGUUGCACUCUUCUCAUCUUAAAAAGGUUUAGGAGAGCUCUGUGACUUACAGUAGACCACAAUAGACAGGUUUGUUUUAAAUGCAAAGCGAUAGCCCCACUUUAACUGCCAAUCUGUGCCAGAUGUGGGUUGAAUACUGUCUGUUUUGUUUAAAAGGUUAGGAUUUUUAGGAACUACAAGUCAAUGCACCAAGCGUGAAACACAAAUUAAGGCAAGAGGAAGUAAAAUUUUGAUUCAUGUGAUCUUGGUAGUGUUCAUAUGAAAUCUAUAUAUAUAUUUUUUUUUUUUAACGUGAAUGAAGUGAGCGUUUGUUCUAGUGUGGCUCGAUGGGAAUAAUUAAGACACCUAAAUAAGGGGCCCCUUAGCUUUUGAAUAUUUUUGUUCAUUUAAAUAAGAAUAAAAUACCUUUUAAUUAUUAUUAUUUUUUGUAUCUCUUACUUUUUAAGUAUGAAAUUAAUGUACAGUUUGCUGAAGUUAACUUUACAGACUUGGUAUGCUUUAAAGUUUUAAGAUUUUAAGUGGUGUUUGUGUCUUUAAACUGUAUUUAGGGCUGUAGUGUAUGAGAGAGCCAGCUUUACAUACAAAGGCCUUGUUGAAAAAGAUGGUAAUGUGUGUUGUGUUUAUACAGUUUGUACAACAAUCUAUGUGUAUCUGCAUCCCUAUCAUUUGUUCACAGUUGUGAAGAGAAACUGUACUGUUGUGUGAGAAUUAUUUAGUAAUUGAGAAUGUGUGCCAACACUGACAGAAUAUACUGUAUAUACUGGCAACCUCUAUAGACUAUACUGGCUCGUACAAAGUUUACUGGUGAAAAUAAUGCUUUCCAGGUCAAAAUUACAUCCUUGUGAUGUGACCUGGUCAGUGUGAUAAGGGAAACUAGAAAAAACUCUCUGCAUCCCCCACCCCUAUCUUCUCCUUUUUCUUUUCUAUCAAUUGCCAAACAUACAGUUAACUGUUAUGAUCCGUUGGCACAGCUCAGCAGAGAUACUGUAGUCCUAAAAUUUUGUUUUAUUUGCUGAGGUUUUUUGGGGGGGGCAUUGAAAUGUCUUAUACCUACUGUACCAUUAAUAAAGCGUAAAUUGGCUCACA
Clarias gariepinus (North African catfish) is the source of this 2409-nucleotide messenger RNA. RefSeq names its product RAB3D, member RAS oncogene family, b (gene rab3db). Bases 136 to 807 code for a protein of 223 amino acids. The record is from RefSeq and is a predicted model, not a curated record. NCBI's taxonomy places the organism in Eukaryota, Metazoa, Chordata, Actinopteri, Siluriformes, Clariidae. Gene Ontology annotation, cellular component: endosome; plasma membrane; synaptic vesicle. The transcript has 5 exons. Gene Ontology annotation, molecular function: GTP binding; GTPase activity. Gene Ontology annotation, biological process: regulation of exocytosis; protein localization to plasma membrane; protein secretion.